Messenger RNA from Clonostachys rhizophaga, 633 nucleotides. The record is from the annotation of a GenBank genome assembly. NCBI's taxonomy places the organism in Eukaryota, Fungi, Ascomycota, Sordariomycetes, Hypocreales, Bionectriaceae.
AUGAUCCUCCCCGAGCACCCUAUCUAUCAUUUCCACCAAUACUGCAUAUUAUGCAUUGUUAUUCGAGUCGGGGCUACUCACGUCAACGAGUUUGGCAACGAUGUCGAUUCCCAAGCCGCGGGCGGGCUCUCCAAGGUCUUGCCUAUCUGUAUUGGUGCCCGCGUUAUGUUGACUGAGAAUAUCUGGACCGAGAACGGCCUCAAUGGCUCCAUUGGCAUCGUCGAGGAUCUUGGCUGGGAUCGACCCAGCGGUAUUAACCCUCGCCGUAUUGCACCCGAGGUUAUCAUGGUACGCUUUGAAGGCUACAUGGGACCUUCAUACUACAACGAUGACACUGAGAUGUCGAAGAUCGUUCCAAUCUUUCCAUCGAAGCGCGGAUAUCUUCAUGGCAACAAGUUGUGCAGUCGAACCCAGUUUCCUCUUACUAUCGCGUACACUAUCACAGUAUAUAAGCCACAAGGUAUCACACUUGACCAAGUAGUUGCCGACCUGUCGUCUAAAGGCUUCGCGGUCGGUUUGACGUAUGUGACAGUUUCACGAGUUCGCACUCUUCAAGGAUUGAUGUUCGACGGGCCUUUCGAUCACUCGGAUGUUGUUGCUCGCACUGACUCCGAGGGUGGCUCAAGAGAAUAG